Molecule: messenger RNA, 1329 nt
Organism: Manduca sexta (tobacco hornworm)
Lineage: Eukaryota; Metazoa; Arthropoda; Insecta; Lepidoptera; Sphingidae
Gene: CLS
Product: probable cardiolipin synthase (CMP-forming)
Exons: 5
Coding region: 172-1200 (342 amino acids)
Biological process (GO): cardiolipin biosynthetic process
Cellular component (GO): membrane; mitochondrion
Molecular function (GO): cardiolipin synthase activity
Source: RefSeq, a predicted model, not a curated record
GAUAAAAUUAUAAUAAAGUAUCUCGUUUUUAUUUUUAUUUUUAUAUUACAAAAUUGUGGUUUGUUUCUUGGCAAAAAAUAACCAUUUGUUUUCAAACUAGCAUAAUCAUAGAAUUAGACUUAAUGAUUAUAUAAAAAUAAAGAACGGGAAGUAUUAGUUGCAAUAAAAAUAAUGGAAGUAUUUACGAGAUAUAAUUUGCUCAAACAUGUAACAUCUUACUGUACUCGACCCGGCUUUUUACGAGACCGUAACAUAUUGAAUCGACAAUAUACAAUAAUUAUUAGUCAUAAACGACAGGCUAUUAGACACCAAAUAAAAGUUUCAACUCUAGUCUGUUCAUACUCUUCAGAUAAAAACAAACAUUUCAUAACCUUUGAGAAAAAAGCCGAAGCCUUAAAGGAUGCCUUCGAGCAGAGGAAAGAAAAAUUAAAGGACACCGAGCAGAAAAUAAGGCUAAAAGGUGAGGAAUUUGUUAGAGAUAUAAAGCACCAGAAAGAAGUUACAGGCAAAAAAUUAAAAGUGAAAAAGGAGUUCAUUAUAAAAGACAUAUUGGAGACCAGAGAUAAAGUUAAAGAGAAACUUGAAGAAGUCGUGGAGAGAGAAAAUGCAUUUACCAUACCAAAUAUCCUUUGUGUCACAAGGAUAGUGAUGUCUCCAUAUCUAGGCUAUAUUAUACUGCAAGAUAAUUACAAUGUUGCAUUGGGCCUUUUGGUAUUUGCUGGUGUUACAGAUUUAUUGGACGGAUGGAUAGCAAGAAAUUGGAAAGGACAGUCAACCAAAAUGGGCUCAUUCCUGGAUCCUAUGGCUGAUAAAGUUCUCAUAGCAACACUAUUUAUAACCUUGACAUGGCAGAACUUGAUACCACUUGCACUUACAUUGCUAAUUGUGGGCCGUGAUGCUGCCUUAGUUAUUGCAGGUUUUGUCAUAAGAUAUAUGAGCCUGCCACCUCCUAGAACGCUGAGUAGAUACUUCGACGUGACGCACGCAACAGCUCAGCUGGCACCCACCUUUAUAAGCAAAGUCAAUACUGCUGUACAACUUUUAUUGGUUGGCACCACCCUCGCCUCGCCUGUGUUUGGUUACGUAGACCACCCCUUGUUGCAUGCUUUGUGCGGCGUCACUGCUGUCUCCACAGUAGUUUCGGCUGUCAGUUACCUAGUUAGUAAGGACACUUACAAAUUUUUGAAGAAGCGGUCUUGAUUUCCUGUAUAAGCAAAUAUUUGUUCUCACAUGUAUAUUUUUACACUAGUCUUCCAAAUGUGUUAGCGGAACAAGUUAUUCGCCAAAUGUGUAUAAUAAUGUAAAUAAAAUUAUACUAUGGUAUAAAAA